GAGUCAAACGUAUACGUUUGUACAUUGACCUAUUGUUCUUAUUACUAUGUCGUGUCGUGUCUGUUCUUAAACCCCAUCCAUCGAUAACUGAAACUAAGCAUGAGCUGUUUUUUCUUUUAUUGACUAAAAUACCCUCAAGUCAUUUUCGUUCUUCAGUUCUUCUUCUUCUUUUGAUUAAAGACCCCAUGAGAAGUUUAAAUUCUCACUGACCCAUUUGUUUUCUUGCAAUCUUUUGUAGAACCCUGAACCAAAGUUUGCAUCUUUCUCUUUAAAUUUUGUGUCUUUCUUUAAUUCUUUGGAGGGGUUUUUCAAAAGAAAGAAUCUUGAAAAAAUGGGUAUGGGCACAAGCACUUUCGUUAUCAGAUGGGUCAAUCUUCUUACAAUGCUAUUGGCUGUGGCAGUGAUAAUAUUUGGGGUGUGGAUGAGUACACACAAUGAUGGUUGCAGAAGGUCACUUACAUUUCCAGUCAUAGCUCUUGGUGGUUUCAUCUUCUUGAUAUCCAUAAUCGGAUUUCUUGGCGCGUGCAAGAGAAGUGUGGCGCUUCUUUGGAUUUAUCUUGCUGUCCUCCUGAUCGUUUUGAUCGCGAUUCUUGUCUUUACCGUACUAGCGUUCAUUGUAACAAACAAUGGUUCUGGCCAUACUAACCCUGGUUUAAGGUACAAAGAGUAUAAGCUGAAUGAUUACAGCUCAUGGUUUCUAAAACAGCUCAACAACACCAGUAACUGGAUAAGACUAAAGAGUUGUCUUGUUAAAUCCGAGCAAUGUAGGAAGCUUUCCAAGAAAUACAAGACCAUCAAACAAUUAAAAUCCGCAGAAUUAACCCCGAUAGAAGCUGGAUGUUGUCGACCACCAUCUGAGUGUGGUUAUCCUGCGGUGAAUGCUUCUUACUAUGACUUGAGCUUUCAUUCGAUAAGUUCUAACAAAGAUUGUAAGCUCUACAAGAAUUUGAGGACCAUCAAGUGCUACAAUUGUGAUUCUUGCAAAGCUGGAGUAGCUCAGUACAUGAAAACCGAGUGGCGACUUGUUGCGAUCUUCAAUGUGGUUCUGUUUGUUGUCUUGUCGAUGGUUUACUUUGUUGGAUGCUGCGCGAGAAGAAAUGCCGCUAGUUACCGAUCCAAAGCUUAGAAAUCGAAGCCCGGUUUAAAGAUUCUUCAAGUUUCAGAGAUAUCCCACGCUGCGUUGGUGAAUGCUUCCAAGAGAGACACAAGAGCAACAACUUCAUUCUUUUUACUGUGUAAUCAGUGUGUUUUUUGAAACAGAAGAAAUUAAAACAGGAAAAAAUUUGAUUGGAUUUACAAAAACUCAGCUUUUUGUUUGAGUAUUAUGGAAGUCAAUUUAUAAAUAAAUAAAAAACAGAUUUGAUGAGAUAA
Molecule: messenger RNA, 1371 nt
Organism: Arabidopsis lyrata subsp. lyrata
Lineage: Eukaryota; Viridiplantae; Streptophyta; Magnoliopsida; Brassicales; Brassicaceae
Product: tetraspanin-10
Exons: 11
Coding region: 332-1126 (264 amino acids)
Biological process (GO): auxin-activated signaling pathway
Cellular component (GO): plasma membrane; plasmodesma
Source: RefSeq, a predicted model, not a curated record